UGAGAGAAAUAUUCACAAAUUUCUCCAACUUUGGCCUUACUUGGUGUCAAUUUCUUGCUAGAAGACAAUACAGAGCCGUAUAUACGAAUGGCAUAUGGAUUUUUCAACAAUAAAUUAGGGUUGAUGCUCAUAUUAUAGUCUGAAAUGUCAUAAUGUGUCAUUUCCUGAUUUUUUUUCUAGAGAUCUAAACUGGAUCUAAAUAAUUUUUGGAAAAGCUUAGCCUAGCGUAAGAGACCAAUAGCAUAAGGUUUUAUUUUUGGAGAAAUCUAAUUUGUGGCCCUAAAGACUACAUAUUGAUGUGUAUUACCACGGAAGUCACAUUGAUUAUUGCUACAGAAAUAAAUCGUAAAGCUCAGUCGAACUAUUGGGAACAAAUAAGGUGUGAAGGCAAAGAAUAGCAAAGCAAUGAGAGGAAAAAUCAAGAUGCAAAACUAUUUUAGGAUAUGCGUAAUGUUGCUGCUGUGUUUAGUUCCAAAUAUUUUGGGAAAAGCUGUACUUGUUCCAGGAAAAACAGACAGUGGAGAUGUAGAGAAGAAACAAAUUAAUGCUCAAUCACAUAUACUGCAAAAUCAAAAUUUAAAUGACGUUGAAGAAAACGAUAUGAACCAAGGUAAUGCUAAUAAAAAAAAUUCAGAUACACUUCGAGUGGAACCUAUGCAAGUGGAAGAGCCACUCAAAAAACUUGACAAGGAAGACCUUAACCCACCAGACCAUCUUGAUGCAGUUAGAAUGGAGCAAGAUGGACAUCUUAACAAAGAUUGGCGCAAAGAAGUCUUUCUCGGGGAACAUGAAGAUUUUGAUCAAAGCACCAGAGAAGAACAAGAUCAAAAGUUAAAGAUGGUGUUUUACAGAGUGGACACAGAUAAAGAUGCACACAUAAGCUACACUGAGAUGGAGACCUGGAUACAGUCUAAGGUCAAAGAACAUUUUGAUGAAGCUGCUGAAGAGAAUAAUAGAAUCUUUAAAGCAUUAGAUACAAACAAAGAUGGUUUUGUUUCAUGGACAGAGUACUGUAUCCAAUUUCUGGUUGCUCAUGGAUAUGACCAGAAAACUUCAGAGAAAUACAUGGAAGACUAUGAAAUAAUAGAAGUGAAUGAUGAAGUACGAGAUCAUAUGGUGAAGAAUAAGUUUCGCUGGUCCGAGGCAGAUGAAGACCCUAUGGACAACCAGCUGAACUUAAGCGAAUUUAAGGCAUACAGACACCCAGAGCAAAGCUUUAGAAUGCUCGACAACAUGGUCAGGGAUAUCCUAGAGAGUUUAGAUGCUAAUCAUGAUUCAAUAUUGACGGAGCAAGAGUUUAUCGCACUGCCCCCUGGUGAGGUUGAGUCUGAAUGGCGGGAAUCUGACAAACUCUGGCAGGAUGAGAGACGUAAAGAAUUUCAAAAUACGAUUGAUAUUGAUAAAAAUGGAAAAGUUACAAAAGAUGAGUUAAAGCAAUAUGUAGACCCACUGAAUAUCAACCAUUCCAAGACUGAAGCAAAGAACCUUGUGGAUAUUGCUGACACUGAUCAUGAUGAGAAACUCUCCAUUGAUGAAGUUAUGGAGAACAGAGAUAUAUUCUUAGGCAGCAAAAUGAUGGACACUGGAAAGAGUUUCCAUGAUGAAUUUUGAAAUAUCACUAAGUUUCAUGUUAUUCUCUAGCUUAAUUGAUUUGAGUUAUACAAAGCUAGAUAUUGCUGAAUAGGGGAGAAGAGAAACACAGGACAAAAUGCUGAAUGGGGAGGAAAGAAAGCAAUCCAAGAUUCAAAUGCCUGGAAGGCCU
Owenia fusiformis is the source of this 1762-nucleotide messenger RNA. Lineage: Eukaryota; Metazoa; Annelida; Polychaeta; Sabellida; Oweniidae. The record is from the annotation of a GenBank genome assembly.